AUGGGCGACACCUCUGAUCAGUUUCUUCCUCCAGAAACUCAACCACUGCCAAAUACUUCAGGAUUCUCAUCUUCUGAAAAUGCUUUACCCCUGCCAGGCACUCAUUUUUUUCAGGAGUCCAUUCAUCCUGACCAUAAUGCUCGUGAUGCUGGGGCCAGUCUUUUUCCUCUUCCCCUUUCAAAUGCAUCCACUCCUACUCCCUUCCCAACUUCUCUUCAACAGAUGGGCCCACCAUCUCAGUUGAAUUAUCUUCAAUCCAACGGUUCUGAAUUAGCGAGCUCGCAGCCUCAUGCAAGAUCCAGCGGUUCUCAUGUGCAAUCUGAAUGCAGUAAUGACAUUGAAGCUGCUGCUCAGAAUGCCGUGCUACAAGAACAAGAAAUUGCCACCCAAAAGAUAAUUCAGAGCCAAAGAGAAUCAACUGCUGCAAGUGGACCUCCUGAGGACUGUAAGGACAUUUUGUCUGGACGUCAUGACCCAAAUGCUCUAAAGGAGCAUCUAUUGAAAAUGACCACACAACAUCGAACAGAAAUGAAUUUAAAACGUGGGAAGCCUACCUUUAAAGAGGAAGGUAACCUGGAAAUUGGAAAUGGAUAUGGUGUGCCAGGUGGAGGUGCUUACCAUGGCACUUCAGUAAACAAUAUAAAUACCCCUGAGGUUGAUGGCAAUAGAACAAGUCAAAAGAAUACAGAGUUUAAUGUAGAAUCUCAGCAGAAGUCAGUGGCUAAAGAGUUGCCUGAAUAUCUCAAGAAAAAGUUGAAAGCAAGGGGUAUUCUGAAAGAUGAUCGAAUUACAGAGAAUCACCUCGUCUCAGAAAAUAGCUUGGAGACUGCACCACCUCAGACCACUGUGCCUGGGAAUUUGCCUCCAGGAUGGAUUGAAGCAAGGGACCCUGAAAAUGGUGCUUUGUUUUAUUAUAACCAAAGUUCUGGAAUAAGUCAAUGGGAAAGACCUAUUGAUACUGCUCCUAAGUUGGUCUCAGUGACAUCUUCUCUACCAGAAGAUUGGCAAGAAGCAUUUGAUGAAACAACAGGUCAAAAGUAUUACUAUAACAGGAAGACCAAUGUGUCGCAAUGGGAGCAUCCAGAAAGUCUUCUGCAGGUUACCCCUCAACAUUAUGAGAGAACCGUCUCCAGUAAUGCUAUGGAAGGGAAUCGGGGAGCUCAGGCCAGUAAUGCUAUGGAAGGGAAUUGGGGGGCUCAGGCAUCUAUGUUUCCGAAAUGCAUGGGGUGUGGUGGGUGGGGUGUGGGGCUAGUACAGUCAUGGGGCUACUGCAACCAUUGCACUCGACUUCAUAAUCUUCCACAAAGCCAAUACGUAUCAGCCAGUGUAGAAAGCCAACAGCAUACCACAACUCCUGCCAGAAAUAAAGGAGACUCAGACAAGAGAUCUUCCAAGAACAGGUCUGAUUUGAAACCCCCACGUGGGAUGAGCCAUAAAAGGGACAACAGGAAGCGUGCCUAUUCUGAGGAUGAUGAGUUGGACCCUAUGGAUCCAAGUUCAUAUUCAGAUGCUCCUCGUGGUGGUUGGGUUGUAGGCCUUAAAGGAGUACAGCCGAGAGCAGCAGAUACCACUGCCACGGGUCCUCUCUUUCAGCAGCGCCCUUACCCGUCACCUGGGGCAGUCUUACGUAAAAAUGCUGAAAUUGCUUCUCAAAAGAAAAAGCCUGGCUCUCAAUAUGCUCCUAUAUCCAAGAGAGGGGAUGGAAGUGAUGGGCUCGGGGAUGCUGACUGA
This is a messenger RNA of Fraxinus pennsylvanica, 1731 nucleotides long. Lineage: Eukaryota; Viridiplantae; Streptophyta; Magnoliopsida; Lamiales; Oleaceae. The record is from the annotation of a GenBank genome assembly.